Molecule: messenger RNA, 1354 nt
Organism: Heteronotia binoei (common prickly gecko)
Lineage: Eukaryota; Metazoa; Chordata; Lepidosauria; Squamata; Gekkonidae
Gene: UPK3A
Product: uroplakin 3A
Exons: 6
Coding region: 383-1084 (233 amino acids)
Source: RefSeq, a predicted model, not a curated record
AGCACAUAAACUUGAAAGCAAAUUUAGGACUAUUGAGGAAAUAUGUGCAAACUUUCCCAGGGAGUUCCUUCUCUCCCAAGCAUGCCUACCAAAACAUGCGAAGCAUCCCUUUGAAAAUCUGGGUGUGCCUGUACCUCUCUAGAUGUCAGCCGUAAGGUCAGAGGGCACAUUCUCCUCACAGUCCAGCUUGUUAAAUAUGCAGAAAUUAUGGGGGAAAGCAUAACGUUUCUUUCCAGCAGCCCAUAUUCUGAAGCCGCAGAUUGCAAACCCAAAGUUUGCCACAAACAAUCCAACGCUCACCACGGUCACCUUAGAGAAGCCAUUCUGCGCAUUUGUCAGCUCAGUGUCAAAAAGUGCUUCCUACGAAAUACACCUGUACGUCAUGGUUGACUUUGCAAUGGCUUCAAGCGCCUCUAUGACAGACCUUGGCAAUAAGCCUCUCAGUGCUACUUUCCUACAAACCAAUGGAGGAAAACGUGGGCCGUACAAGGCUGCGACAUUUAAUGUUCCCAAUUGCGCAUUUCCUCCGGCAUCGUUUGAUAUUGCAGAUGCAGCCAAAGCACCUGCUGUCCUGACCCAAUAUCUAAUCAGAGUUGGUAACGACUCAUAUUGUCUGAAUGACCCAAAUCAUCUAGAAGUGUGCAAUCCACCCCUCUCUGAAGAUACAUCCUACAGGUUUAAAUUUGCCUUGGUUGACAGAACCGCAGACAUUGUGAAAGACCAAACCCACUGGUCUGAUCCGAUUAAAACCAACAAGUUGAAGCCGUCUUCCUCCAUUGAUACUUGGCCAGGCCAGAGAAGUGGUGGAAUGAUUGCCAUCUCUUUCCUCCUGAGUGUGCUGAUGUUUAUCAUAGCAGCUGCAUUUCUUGCUACACUGGCAUCUGGAGAGACUUCUACUGCAAUCAGGUAUCAACCCCAAGCUACUCAAUGUAUUGACCUAAGUGAACAAGAGAUCUCUGUCAGAUCACUGCCUGCUGCUCCUGUUGACCAAAGGCUGUCUUCAGCUGCAAGUGAACUUGCCGGCUGGUCCCACAACACUCCCUUGAUCAGAUGUGAAGUCCCAGCAAAUAGAAUUGAACUGUAGAUACAUUAAGAGAUGUUAGGACAACAAACUGCUCCUGGAAUCUUCUUUCUCUGAAACUCUUCUAAUGUUGUGCUAUUGGACCGGCCCACUAAGAACCCCAGGCAUAAGAAUGAAUUGUCUUAGGUAACUUUGGGCUACAGCAACUUCCAGUUAUUCAGCCAGUGAUCUGGCAUGUGGUGUGUGAGUGUGCCUUGUUCAUAAAAUGGUUUGUGUUGGAUUGUAAUGCACACUCUCAAAACACUUCCAAAUAAAGUUAGCCUUGCAAGGGAA